AGCAGAGGCUGAGCUUUUGCGGCGUUGCUGAAAACCAUGAAGGAUAAGGAAGGCAGACGGCGAACACGGUGAAUGUCUUUGAGGCGAUUGAGAGCGGACGCCGGGGGAGAGGUAGCAGUUAGGACCAGAAUCUGUCGAUCGAUAAGAUAAAAUGGCGGUGAGGCAGAGGCUUUUCAAUUCAACCGCUCCGUUCUCCGGUUCUCCCAAAACCGAGCUGAAGGGGUCCUAUCCGCCCAGCUCCAGCAAGGAGCAGGAGACGGAGGAGGAGGAAGAUGAAGGGAAGGACAGCAAACUGGGCAACGUCCAGGAAGCAGAGUGGAUUCAGACGCCACUGAUAAAUAAACUCCUGACACGUGGAACUGCAGAGCAAGUUGGAGAAAUGCCAAUAAAGACUUCUACCAUCAUUGCUCAGGCUGAAUGUGAAACUCAGGACUCCCAGGAAUUCAGUCCCUCCUGCUCUGAAAGAUUCGUCGCCUUCCCAAAUUGUUUUACCAGCAUUUCCUCAGACCACAACCAUGUGGCGUGCCCAAUUCCAGCCUCUUCUCAAGAGGCUCAUCCAACGCUGGAUAGGAAGAGCCAAAGAAAGCAAAAGAGCAAAGGAAAGAGAAAAAAGCAGGGGAAGGGAAAGGAGAAGCAGCGGCGGAGACAUCGGAUUCCCUCCGGUGUCCCUGAACAAGAGAGUGGCCUGAUCCAGGAGGAGUUCUCCAUUGGAGGAAUUAGCAGCUUCAGCUCAUCCCGCUGUAGCAGCGUUGAAAGCUUGGUGGAGCAGGAGUCUGGCAACCCUCUCUACAACAGACAGCUCUACCCGACCGGCUCAAGCUGCUCUCCCCUGAACUGGCCUGACCCCGUCUAUCCCCGGCUCCCCAAGUUCCAGUCGUACGAGCAGGACAUCAGCUCGGACUCCUUCAGCAGUGAGGGAGACUGCUCCCUCGCCCUCGCAGGCCUCAGAGGCGUUGUGAGCGAGGCAGAUCCUUGCUACGCGGGGCCAUUUUUCAAAGAAGUGGAGAGUGAGGCUAGGGAGGAGGAAGAGGAGCUUUUUGCAGCUGAUUCUGAGUGCAAUGAAGGGAUUAUCUUCUACCAUGAUAAAUUCCACCUCGUGGAGUAUGAAUACAAGGAGGGAAGCGAGUAUACUCUCUCACGUUUUAUCAAAGAAGGCUCCUACGGCGAGGUCCACAGUGCUCAGGAUGUCAACACCGGAUUCAGAUUUGCAGCCAAAAAGAUUGCUCUGAAGAGAUUCAGCAGUGAGGAGGUGGGUGCGUGGAGUGCCCUCAGAUCUCCUCGUAUCACUGAGCUCUUUGGAGUGAUCAGAGAUGGACCAAAUGUUGUCCUUUUAAUGGAAGAAAAAUCGGGCUCCCUGGGUCAGCUGAUUAUGGCGCGUGGCCGACUGCCAGAGGACUUAAGUCUUCACUACCACUCCCAGGUUUUAACUGCCCUGGAAUACCUAGCACAGAAGAAAGUGGCACAUUUAGACAUUAAAGCUGACAACGUGUUGCUGUCAGAAGACGGGAGAGACACCUUCCUGUGCGACUUUGGACACGCAGAGAAACUCGACAAGCAGGGCCAGAGCCUCAGCGGUUCCCGAGACCUGAAGGGCACGGAGACCCACAUGGCCCCUGAGAUUGUGAAAGGAGAGCCCCGUGGAGCCAAAGCAGAUGUGUGGAGCAGCUGCUGCAUGUUGCUCCACAUGCUGAAUGGCUGUCAGCCGUGGACCAGAUACUACACCUGUAGACUCUACCUGAAGAUCGCAAACGAGCCUCCGCCAGUCGGAGAGAUCCCACCUGACUGCAGCCCUCUCACGGCUGAAGUUUUAAAAGCUGGACUCCAGAAGGAUCCAGUCAAGAGGCCAUCGGCAUCUCAGCUCAAGGAAAAAACUGACAGAGCUCUAAAAGAAGUUGGAGGAUUAAGCAGCUCAGUCCAGGGACCCUACACAGAGCCCCUCUAUGUUCCAAACAAACCGCCUGAUGACCUGCACCCCAUCAACAGCAGUAGUGAUUUUGAGGAACACAUGAAGUCUGCUGACAAAGUCAUAACAGGCCUAAGAACAAAAGACAAAAUGGUUCAGAACGACGUGGAGACCAGCCCCAGUGACCCAAAACGAGAGUCAUGCAACACUUCACAGAUGUUCAUCCCCGAGCCAAACAUCAAGAGAAACAAGGUCUCCACUGUGCCUGAGCUUGAGCUCCGCAAACUGGAGCGAGACUUCUACCUGAGCAGUCUGUCCCAGCUUCCUUCUGCUGAGAUGCAGGAGCAGCUCCUGUCUUGUAUUAAUAGUGACCAUCAUUCCAACUGGGAACUACGCGAUAAAAAGGACUCUGGACGCUGGUCCCUCAGCCCUGGGGAUGAUUACAGCUCCGGUUUCUGCUCCUAUAACAGUCAACCAGAUGUGCAGGUCUUCAGUUUAGAUCUGCUUGGUCAGACACCGCCCUGCUGCUUUGAAGGGGUGGACGUCUGCAUCAGAGACUUCAGCAGGAAAAGAAUUCAGAUCAGAGAGAAACGGCGGGUGAAGGUCGGCCACAUCGCCACUGGCAUCAGUGAUCAGAUUUCAGAGCGGGUGUUCACCCUGGAGACGCAGCACGGCCAGCAGAUCGGUCACGAUGAGGAGGUGCUGGAAUCUGGUCUGGAGCUCCGCUGUGUUCCUGCCCCAGACUUCAGCUCAGCGUGGAGGUGGAGGGUCAGGGAUGGAGCGUUGGAGACGAGCAAGACUCCUCAUCCUCACCCGCCGCUGGCUAAAGAGCCACAGAUUUACUCCGUUCUGAACUGAUUCAAAAGCCAGUGCUGUUUUAAACUGUGCUUUAAAAGUAGUAACAGCUUCAACAAAAAUAUCUUAUAAUGGUUAAUUUUGUAGCGUUUUUGUCUUGUGAUGUUUACAUUUGACUUUUUGUUACUUACCUUUUUGAGGCAAUAAAUUUGCUGAAUUAUGCUGAAUUUGUGAACAGCUGUUUUCAUCUGUUAAAGCCAUGUUGUGACUCAAUGCUGUAUUUAGUCCAUUCAGUUUUAUUAUGUUUACAAUGAAUAAUGUGUUUUGUAGAGAGCCACGUGAAAGUUUGGGCAAACAAAUUACUGUGAAACAGUUAACAUGACUCUUUUAUAUUUCUGGUUUUACAAACAAAUUGGUACUGUCAGGGUUGUUUUGCCUUUUUAAUUGUGAAUUACUGCUCUCAGAUGCAAAGGGACAUGUCAAACUUGGAAUAUUGUGAAAAGGUUCCAAUUUUUUUUGUCACUCAUUUCAUAAAGUGGAACUUCGUACGGAUUCAAGUAUUGGAAGUAUUUCAUGCCUUUAUUUCCUGUUCCAAAAUUCAGUGUUUCAGGAAAUGUGAAUAUUACAUAAAUCAAUAAAAUGUUUUAAACACAAA
Molecule: messenger RNA, 3353 nt
Organism: Fundulus heteroclitus (mummichog)
Lineage: Eukaryota; Metazoa; Chordata; Actinopteri; Cyprinodontiformes; Fundulidae
Gene: map3k14a
Product: mitogen-activated protein kinase kinase kinase 14a
Exons: 16
Coding region: 152-2761 (869 amino acids)
Biological process (GO): positive regulation of canonical NF-kappaB signal transduction; protein phosphorylation
Molecular function (GO): ATP binding; protein kinase activity
Source: RefSeq, a predicted model, not a curated record